ACUCGAACCAAAAUCUAUGGUAAAAAUCGUCAAACGACGACACGAAAUUUGGCUGGACGAGACGUUCACCAAUUUUCCCUCUCCCAAUUCCCAAUAAUUCUUCUUCAACAUUUCUUCCCCAUUUCUUCCCCCUGUUUCGCAGUUUCUUUCAACCAACAUUCACUCCAUCGCCUCUUGCGUAAUAAAUCUCUUAAUCAGGAUUCAGUUUGUCGUGAACGUGAUUUUCUACCUGCCCUUUUGCCCGUUUUUAUUCCGCGGCUGAGAUCAUACCCCAAUUCUCUAAUUGUAUCAUUCAUUAAUUCAUUUUCUUUUGAUUUCUUCUACUGGGUUCAAUUCAACUGGAAGCAAAUUUUGUUGUUUGAUUUGGAUAGAUACCGUCUGAUCUUGUUAAUUUAGAUUGAGCUUCGCUGUAUUGUUCUCGAAUUUUAACAUUCCGUGAUGGAUAACUAUGGUUCUUCGCCUUCAUACCCGUACCAUAUGCCAUAUGGAUAUCGUCAUCCAGCUCCUCCUCCUCAAUACCCACCUUCUCAAUAUCCUCCUUCUCAAUAUCCACCUCCUCAUCAAUAUUCACAUCCAAAUUCAGAUUCAUAUGCUCGUCCUCCUUACCCUUACCCGUAUAAUCCUUCACACUCCUCGCCAUUUGCAUACCCCCCGCCACCAUCUCAUUCUGCCCCAUUAGAGUAUCAUCAACACCCAUCUCCACAUUCUGGCCCUGUACCUUACCCGUAUCCAUACCCUGAUCCCUCAACUACGAACGCUGCUCCUCGGCCAUCUAUUCAAUAUCAUAACAAUUUCCAAUCUGGUACAUCCCCCUAUCGGUAUCAAGAACCUAAUAUAUACCCUCCACCCGAAAGUCAAUACCCACCGCCCCCUUUGCGAGUAAGUAGCUUCUCCAGCCACUGCCAGAAUGAUAGCACUGAUUCUGCCUCUUCUGUCUCUUCCGUCUCUUCUCCAUACCCGCCUCUGGAUGACCUUUUGAGCAGUGUACAUUUGUCUGAUCAUCAAACAACUGCUCCUGCAUCACCUCCUGCACCUGCUGCACCUGUACCAUCUUCAGUUUCAUUAUUGGCGAAUGCACCUCAAAGUGCUAGAUAUGAUCGGCGUGAUCGAUUCUAUGGCUUUCCAAAUUCAUCUUUUUCGAAUUUUGAGACGGGGCACUCAGAUCAAAUGACUUCAUCAAAGCAACCUUCAUUUUCCCAUUCAAGCUCAUUCAGUGUGUCUGAAAUAGGUAAGGCCUUGCAGAUUGUUCCAUUGAAUACUAAAGCAUCAUUGAGAGUUUUGCUUUUACAUGGAAACUUAGAAAUAUGGGUUAAUGAGGCAAAAUGUCUUCCAAAUAUGGACAUGUUUCACAAAACCUUGGGGGAUAUGUUCUUAAAGUUACCUGGGAACAUGAGCAACAAAAUUGAAGGACGCGUGAGUCAUAAGAUCACUAGUGAUCCGUACGUGUCAAUCUCUGUAGCGAAUGCAGUAAUUGGGAGGACUUUUGUAAUAAGCAAUAAUGAAAAUCCUGUUUGGAAGCAACAUUUCUAUGUUCCCGUGGCACAUUCUGCUGCCGAAGUUGUUUUUGUCGUUAAGGACAGUGAUGUUGUUGGUUCACAACUAAUAGGAACUGUAGCAAUUUCUGCAGAACAAUUAUAUUCAGGGUCUUUAGUUGAGGGAUCCUUCCCAAUCCUGCUUGGUGGGAAGCCAUGUAAGCCUGGAGCUGUUCUGAAUAUUUCUAUUCAAUAUACCCCAAUGGAGAGGCUUAGUACUUAUCAUCAUGGAGUGGGCGCUGGUCCUGAUUAUCGUGGGGUUCCUGACACAUAUUUCCCCCUCAGAAAGGGCGGAUCUGUCACUCUUUAUCAAGAUGCCCAUGUUCCAGAUGGACACCUUCCACAUUUGAUGCUUGAUAAUGGUAUGUACUAUGUACAUGGACAGUGUUGGCACGACAUCUUUGAUGCCAUACGUCAGGCUCGCAGGUUAAUUUACAUAACUGGGUGGUCAGUGUGGCACAAAGUGAAACUAGUCCGUGAUACUGGCUAUGGGACAGAUUGUACCCUUGGAGAUCUUCUGAGAUCCAAGUCCCAGGAGGGAGUGAGAGUUUUGCUUCUUGUUUGGGACGAUCCCACGUCUAGGAGCAUUUUGGGUUAUAAAACUGAUGGUUUCAUGCAAACCCAUGAUGAGGAAACUCGCCGUUUCUUCAAACACUCCUCUGUACAGGUGAUACUUUGUCCCCGCAUUGCAGGAAAACGACAUAGCUGGGUUAAGCAAAAGGAAGUUGGAACUAUUUAUACACACCAUCAGAAAACAGUUAUCGUGGAUGCUGAUGCUGGAAAUAAUAGAAGAAAAAUCAUAGCUUUUGUUGGAGGGCUUGAUUUAUGUGACGGGCGGUAUGAUACUCCAUCACAUCCUAUAUUUAGGACACUUCAAACAGUACACAAGGAUGAUUACCACAAUCCUACAUACACGGGUAGUGUUGUUGGUUGUCCAAGAGAACCAUGGCAUGAUCUGCACAGCAAAAUUGAUGGUCCAGCAGCAUAUGAUGUUUUGACUAACUUCGAGGAGCGGUGGAGGAGGGCUGCGAAACCUCACGGGAUAAAGAAGCUGAAAUCAUAUGAUGAUGCUUUGCUGAGCAUUCAAAGAAUUCACGACAUAGUUGGAAUUUCUGAAGCUCACUGCACUAAUGAAAAUGACCCUGAAUCAUGGCAUGUGCAGAUUUUCCGCUCAAUUGAUUCAAGUUCUGUUAAAGAUUUCCCAAAGGAUCCGAAAGAUGCACCAAGCAAGAAUCUUGUAUGUGGAAAGAAUGUGCUGAUUGACAUGAGUAUACACACAGCAUAUGUGAAAGCCAUUCGAGCUGCCCAACAUUACAUUUAUAUAGAGAACCAAUAUUUCAUUGGAUCAUCCUUCAAUUGGAAUUCAAACAAAGAUAUAGGUGCCAACAAUUUGAUUCCGAUGGAAAUUGCACUGAAGAUUGCUGAUAAAAUUAGAGCAAAUGAGAGGUUUGCUGCAUAUAUUGUCAUCCCCAUGUGGCCUGAGGGCGUUCCAACUGCUGCUGCUACUCAGAGGAUACUAUUUUGGCAGCAAAAAACCAUGCAAAUGAUGUAUGAGGUAAUUUACAAGGCUUUGAUGGAGGUUGGUCUUGAGGAAGCAUUCUCUCCUCAAGACUAUUUAAACUUCUACUGUCUUGGAAAUCGUGAGGCUAUCGAUGGAAAUGAUCCCUCAUGUGCUGGAAGUCCUCAUGCAGAAAACACCCCUCAGGCACUUAGUCGGAAAGGCAGAAGGUUUAUGAUAUAUGUUCACUCUAAAGGCAUGAUAGUUGAUGACGAAUAUGUGAUUGUGGGUUCUGCUAACAUCAACCAGAGAUCCAUGGAAGGAACUAGAGACACUGAGAUUGCUAUGGGAGCCUAUCAGCCUCAUUAUACGUGGGCAAGGAAAUUUUCGCAUCCUCGUGGACAGAUCUAUGGAUAUAGGAUGUCGUUGUGGGCGGAGCAUACAGGAACCGUCGAAGACUGUUUCAACCAACCCGAGAGCCUCGAAUGUGUCAAAAGAGUUAGAACAAUGGGAGAAUUAAACUGGAAACAGUUUGCCGCCGACGAGGUAACAGAGAUGAGGGGACACCUUCUGAAGUACCCUGUUGAAGUUGAUAGAAGAGGGAGGGUUAGGUCUCUUCCUGGACAUGAAAAUUUCCCAGAUGUAGGUGGAAAAAUAGUUGGGUCAUUUCUUGGUAUUCAAGAGAACCUCACCAUCUAAAAACAAGCUCACUGAUUGUAUACAAGGAGGGAUCCUACAGUAAUUUGAUCAAAUGAAGUUGCUUGGUAGGGAUAAAGCUGUCUGUACAGUUGUGGAAAUUUUUGUUAGCUACUAAAAGGAAAAAAGAAAGAAGAAUUUAAAAACAGAAUGGCCAUCAUUUCCUCCCUUUCCUGGGAAUGGCGUUUGUAAAUGCCAAUACAUGAGGUUUCUUUUCUUUUCUGUUUAAUGUUAAUAAUAUCUAUGUAUUUGGAAGUCGGUUUCCUCUCUUGCUUUCUCGUGUUUAUUACGAGCCGAGGCUACAUUUGCAUU
This is a messenger RNA of Momordica charantia (bitter melon), 4038 nucleotides long. RefSeq names its product phospholipase D gamma 1. Gene Ontology annotation, cellular component: plasma membrane. The record is from RefSeq and is a predicted model, not a curated record. Lineage: Eukaryota; Viridiplantae; Streptophyta; Magnoliopsida; Cucurbitales; Cucurbitaceae. Gene Ontology annotation, biological process: phospholipid catabolic process. Gene Ontology annotation, molecular function: D-type glycerophospholipase activity.